Messenger RNA from Perca fluviatilis (European perch), 3696 nucleotides. RefSeq names its product homer protein homolog 1 (gene homer1). The transcript is spliced from 10 exons. Gene Ontology annotation, molecular function: G protein-coupled glutamate receptor binding. Gene Ontology annotation, cellular component: postsynaptic density; cytoplasm; dendrite. Lineage: Eukaryota; Metazoa; Chordata; Actinopteri; Perciformes; Percidae. The coding region runs from base 1043 to 2167 and encodes 374 amino acids. The record is from RefSeq and is a predicted model, not a curated record. Gene Ontology annotation, biological process: G protein-coupled glutamate receptor signaling pathway; regulation of store-operated calcium entry.
AGAGACGCAUCUCACCAGCCGGAUAUGGUAUCUACGUAUAUAUAUCUAUGCGUUUAAUGCUCCCUACAGACUACAGAGCAGCAGCGGAGGAUGGGGCCGAGUUAAAUGAAUGAGAUGCGGGCUGUUAGAGACCAGACAGGCGGAUGAUGAUAAGAGGAUGAACCGGCCGAUGGAGCAUCAGGAUCAUAAUCUGAAUCCUGGUUUAACGCUUGGCUAAAUUACGUGAACAAUUAAGUGAAUCAUAAAUUAAAUUGGCUGGUUGCACACACAUUAGCCCUAUACAUUCCUCGGUUAACAUCGACGUCGGUUAAGCCGAACUGUCUUGGAGGAUGUUAAAGACUGGAAUAUGCACCAAGUGUUUUCUGUCUCUUCUUCAAAAACGCCGGAGAUGAAGCUUUCUCUUGAAAGAAGAUGUCCUCCAUCGCAAAGCGGCGUUAAAGGUCUGGAUUUGCGGCAGUUAAACAACUCCGAUAACGUUACCACACUUGAAGGUUGAAGGAAUUUGAUUUAAUGGCACAGCGGACUGCUGCAAGAAAGAGCCAACGACUAAAAGUGGGAUUUAUGAACACUCGGUUUAUUGAGUCUUUUUGUUAGUCUCUUUCGACAUUUAAUAUUUGCAUUUAAAAAGGCAACUUCAGAAGCUUAAUUUGGUUAUAAAUCAAACUGCCUUUCCUGUCAGUGUUGCCCCGAGUUUAGCUCCGUAAUCCUCCUUUGUGAGUUUUAUUUAGCUAAGGGGUUGCAACUACUAUAGUUGGCGUCAGUGCUGCUUCUUCGUUCACCAUGCAUGCACAGACACGUUUACUUGGAUGAAAUCACCAAACAGAAAUGUACCAGAGGGCACUACAACAACACCAAGCCCAUGUCUGGACUGAGAAGAGCACCGUGGCUCCGCUGCCCGUGAAGCCACAACAACCACAGCGGCUUUAGUUGGACACCGAGAGGGGAUCAAAAAAAACUAGCCUCCAGGCUGUUCACACCGACCUCAAGAGACCACCGAGAGGAUCAUUUUCGACUCAACUGAAGCCAGCAAAAGCCAGCAAAAAUGGGAGAGCAGCCCAUCUUCAGUACCCGGGCCCACGUCUUCCAGAUUGACCCAAACACCAAGAAGAAUUGGGUUCCCACCAGCAAGCAUGCUGUCACCGUCUCCUACUUCUUCGACUGUACCAGGAACGUAUAUAGAAUCAUCAGCCUGGAUGGAUCUAAGGCCAUUAUCAACAGCACCAUCACCCCCAACAUGACGUUCACCAAGACGUCGCAGAAGUUUGGCCAGUGGGCCGACAGCCGGGCGAACACCGUCUACGGCCUCGGCUUCUCAUCUGAGAGCAACCUGGCCAAGUUUGCAGAAAAGUUUGCGGAGUUCAAAGAGGCAGCACGGAUAGCAAAGGAGAAGUCUCAGGAGAAGAUGGAGCUCACCAGCACUCCCUCUCAGGGUGGUGCUGUAAAAAGGAAUGUGUUUUCAGUCAGCAAAGCUGCUAAAAAGAAGCAGGAGUCGGCCCCUGGCGAUCUGCAGUCACCGUUGACCUCAGAGAGCAUCAACGGUACAGAGGAGGGAGUCACACCAGACACGACGCAGCACACCGAACCCAGAGCAGAGCCUUCCCACAAUGCACUGCCCUUCUCACACAGUUCGUCCAACAUCAAUAAGCACUGGGAGGCAGAGCUGGAGGCACUUAAAGGGAACAACGCCAAGCUGACGGCGGCUCUGCUCGAGUCCACGGCCAACGUCAAACAGUGGAAACAACAGCUGGGGGCCUAUCAGGAAGAAGCCGAGAGGCUACACAAACGGGUGACGGAGCUGGAGUGUGUGAGCGGCCAAACAACGGUGAUUAAAUCCCAAAAGACCGAACUCAACCAAACGAUAGAAGAGCUGGAGUCGGCUUUGAAGGCCAAGGAGGAGGAGUUGGAGAGACUUAAAGCAGAGGUGGAGAGUGCCAACGACUUUCAGUCUCAAAAAGACUCCCUUACACAGAAACUACAGGACAUGGAGUCGAGGAACCAGACGCUGGAGGCCCAGCUGAGCGAUCUGGAGCAGCGUCUGGAGAGCAACCAGCAGGAGAGGGAAGCCUUUCGCAACAGCCUGCGCUCGCUGCUGGAGCUGCUGGACGGAAAGCUCUUCGAGCUGACGGAGCUGCGGGACACGCUGGGGAAGCUCCUGGAGAACAGCUAGAGAGGCCAACACAGCGUCGCCAACGUCCCCACGGCCGGCGCCCGGAGGAGGAACCCCCCGCAUGUGUUGGCACUCACGUCAUCACUGACAUGUAACUUGAAAAUUGGGGGGGGGAGGGUUUCUCACAUGUAUACGAUACGUGUAAAGGUUUACACACGACUUUAUGCAUUAACGGUACACACUUGUUUCGCUACGUCAGAUCGGUACACGUUUACAAACGAGCCAAGUAAAAGAGGCUUUGCUUGGACCAUGCCUUCCCUCCGCUCCGCUCUGGAAUAUUCUGAACACAAAAAACUCUGAAUGAAUCCGUUUUGUUUGUUACUUGAAUAUUGUUUGCGGGGGGGACAUUUUGGUUUUUGCUCCUUCAAUCAUGCAGACUUUUAUUAAUUAAAGACUAUUCUUCUGUUUGCGAGCUUCGCUUUGGUGCAUUCUGCAAUCACCUGGAGCCGAUGAUCUUUUUUUUUUUUCAUCGUCAGCCAAAUUAACAUUUGGGAGUCAGAUGAGAAGGACUCAUUUUUAGUUAUUCCAACUCUGGAAGGUGACCGGGCGCUUUGAAUGUCUUGAAGAGACAAAUGUUCCUCCUGUGACUGAAAUUCAUGGAGGGACUGUGCAAAAAAAAAAAAAAAAACAUCAGCCGGGGAGAACUUUGUCUUAUAUUCUUAUACAAUAUAUGAGCAAUACAAAAAAGGGAGCAUCAGAGGGUAAAUAAACACUUUCCACUCUCACUUUCAGGUAAUUUUACUCCUCUCGGAUACGUUUAGACCACAAGCAAGAUUUUAUUCACUUUCUUUCUAUACACUUUUUUUAAAGAAUAUAAACAAAUUCAUAGUGCACUUGUAAAAAUGGGGUUUGUGUGUUUGGGUGAAUCUCUUUCUCCUCUUGCUUCUGUUGCGACUUGAAGUGCAAUGACUGAAUCAUUUUUGUUGUUAAUUUAUUACUGUUACUGAAGAUAAAAGUUGUACAAAAACAAAGAUCUUUAUUUACAUCUCGUUUUCACUUAAUCUUUUUUUUUUAUUGUCCGGUACGUGGGUGUCAGGUAGUUUUUGUAUGCGUGUGGAAAAACUGGCAAUAUUUUUGAAAUAUUUAUGAAAAUGAAAUGGGAAUAUAACAACCUGCGAUCGCAGGUUGGAUUUGCAGAGAAUCUUUUUUUCUUUUGCCAAAUAACCUUUUUUCCUGUACAGAUUAGAAUUGUUGCUGAUGUUGCCUUUGGUACAGAGAUGCAUCAAGAGUAGCUAACUAGCAGUACUGUGUUUUGUGGGAUUUACUAUUGCCAAAAAUCCAGCGACGUUAAGAGGAAUAGUAUAUACACAUGAAGAAUACACUACUUAAGGGCUUGUUGUUGGUUCGGGUACAUUCGGGAGACUUGAAUGAUUUUAGCGGUGACUUUAUCACGUUGGAAUUUACGACUAUUACAGCUUGAAAGGGAAAAAAAAAAACAUUUGAAUAAGACUUUUAAAUGUUGAUUAUACCACAUGCUUAAAAACACAAAUUGUAAUUUUGAGUUUAUAGUAAAAGAAAACCAAAUGCAA